Messenger RNA from Trichoderma virens Gv29-8, 998 nucleotides. RefSeq lists its product as uncharacterized. Lineage: Eukaryota; Fungi; Ascomycota; Sordariomycetes; Hypocreales; Hypocreaceae. The record is from RefSeq and is a predicted model, not a curated record. Gene Ontology annotation, cellular component: membrane. The coding region runs from base 65 to 952 and encodes 295 amino acids. The transcript is spliced from 3 exons. Gene Ontology annotation, molecular function: GTP binding.
UUUGUCUAUCAAAAGUGAACGACCUCUCAACAACAGCCAUCUACUUCAGUGACAUCAAUAUAAUAUGGCGUGGCCUCUUCUUGCCCCGUUGGUAGUUGCCGCUGCUCCGAAGAUCUACGAGGAGGUUAUCGGGCGCCCUCAGAAGAGAGAGCGUCAAGCCCGGGAGAGGCUGAGGGAGGAGCAGAAAAGGGCACAGCAGAGCGAACAAAGACUAGCAAAACUACUAAAUGACCUGGGUUAUGAUGAAGACGAGCCGGCAAUUACGGAAGACGUUAUAAAAAACGCACGGAAAACAGUGGGUUACGAUCCGAAGAAAAAAAAUAUCGUUUUCGCCGGCAAUGUUAGUGUCGGCAAAUCGUCACUCAUAAACGGCCUUUGCAAUAAGGGCGGAGACGAUGACGGCGCUGCUCGCGUGGGCUCUAAUCAAGUAACGAGGAACCUGGCUCGUUACGAGAUUCCUAAUCAUCCAGAAGUGGUCCUCUAUGACAUUCCCGGAGCGGGAACUCAAGACGUGAGAGCCUUCCGAUACUAUCACGAUCAAAUGCUAUACGCUUUUGAUACUGUUGUCGUUGUCCACGAUACAACCCUGACUGAGGCCGACAUUCGGUUGCUCCAAAUGUGCAUCCAUUCGGGUAAAAAUUGCUUGGCUGUCCGAACCAAAUCCGAUAAUCAUAUAAGAAACUAUGCAUACGAUAAAGACUGUGAACUGGAGGAAGCAAGGGAGAUAUUCCUUAGAGAGACCCGCCACGACAUCCAGAGCUGCCACAAGGAAAUCACUGCCCCUUGGCCGGAAAAAGAAAUUAGAAUUUGGGAUUACAUUAUAAAUUCCCGAUCGGUACGGACCUUCAUGAAAGGUAAACCAUCACCCAAGGAGGCGGAUACUGCCUACAUCGAUGAGUUCGAUUUUAUAUUCGACUUGUCUCCUGGUCUUGUGAUAAAUCCGAACGACUGAGUGAAUAUCACAGGCAACGAAUAGAAGUAUAUAUCUUGUUCUCACU